Aureobasidium namibiae CBS 147.97 is the source of this 417-nucleotide messenger RNA. Its product is annotated as histone-fold-containing protein. The record is from RefSeq and is a predicted model, not a curated record. NCBI's taxonomy places the organism in Eukaryota, Fungi, Ascomycota, Dothideomycetes, Dothideales, Saccotheciaceae. The transcript is spliced from 3 exons. Gene Ontology annotation, molecular function: protein heterodimerization activity; structural constituent of chromatin; DNA binding. Gene Ontology annotation, cellular component: nucleosome. The coding region runs from base 1 to 417 and encodes 138 amino acids.
AUGCCUGGUGGAAAGGGAAAGACUGGCGGCAAGACCGGUGGCAAGGCAGGCGACUCCAGCAAGACUCAAAAGUCGCACUCGGCAAAGGCUGGCUUGCAGUUCCCCUGCGGUCGUGUCAAGCGUUUCCUCAAGUCGCACUCGCAGAACAAGAUGCGCGUCGCCGCAAAGGCUGCCGUCUACGUCACCGCCGUCCUCGAAUACCUGACGGCCGAAGUCCUCGAGCUCGCCGGCAACGCCGCAAAGGAUCUCAAGGUCAAGCGCAUCACCCCUCGCCACCUCCAGCUCGCCAUCCGCGGUGACGAGGAACUUGACACCCUUAUCCGCGCCACCAUCGCCUUUGGUGGUGUGCUUCCGUCCAUCAACCGCGCCCUGCUGCUCAAGGUCGAACAGAAGAAGGGGAAGAAGGAUGUCGCAUAG